Cloeon dipterum is the source of this 1854-nucleotide messenger RNA. RefSeq names its product UDP-glucosyltransferase 2-like. The record is from RefSeq and is a predicted model, not a curated record. The transcript is spliced from 5 exons. Gene Ontology annotation, molecular function: UDP-glycosyltransferase activity. Bases 70 to 1602 code for a protein of 510 amino acids. Lineage: Eukaryota; Metazoa; Arthropoda; Insecta; Ephemeroptera; Baetidae.
UCGGCGCUGAUGCAACAACGCGGCGAAAAUUUCAUCAAUCAAACAUAAUAAUCUGCAGAAAGGAAGAAGAUGCGGGCUGCGACGCUGGUGUUGCUCUUUCUUUGCUCGGCGUGCGGCGCGUUGGGCGCCAAAAUCCUGGCCGUCCUGCCGGUCGCCUCGCCGAGCCACGGAAUUUGGAACCGGGCCUUCCUCGAGGCCCUCGCCGAACGGGGACACCACGUGACGGCGCUGUCGGCCAACCCGAUGCCGAAACACCGCAACGUCCGGCAUAUUUCCAUCGAGAACGGCUACGAGGGCGCCGACGACGUCCCUUUUGCGGAUAUUGCGGCCCUCGACAGCAUCGGAAACACGGUUUUCGUCUACGAGUGGGUCUUCCAGGCCUGCAGGCAGACCAUCAUGGCCAAUGGGACCAAAGAGGCGAUUUUGGACACGAAUGAGAGUUACGAUCUGAUAAUUUACGAAUCAAUGGGUUUGGACUGCUUCCUGGGCGUGCUGCACAAAUUCGCGGGGACCCCGACCGUGGCGGUGUCCGCGUACGGCGUCUCGGUGUGGACGUGCCACACGAUGAAAAUGUGGUGCCCACCCUCGGCCAUCCCCGUCGACUGGCUGCCCGUGCCGCUCGAGAUGGGAUUCUGGCACCGCGUGCACAACUACCUGCUGUCCAAAAUCAUCGACCUGGCCUUCUUCUGGUACCACACUCCGAGGCAACAGGCCGUCGCCGAGCAGCACUUCGGCCCGCUGCCGCCCAUCCGCACCUUGGACAAAUUCGAUCUUUUCCUCGCAAAUUCCGGCCCGGCAGGGGUGGACCACCCCAGGCACCUCCCACCCAACGUCAAAGAGGUCGGCUGCGUGCAGUGCAGGAAAGGGAAACCCUUGGACAAGGACAUACAAGACUUUUUAGACGGCGCAACGAACGGAUUUAUCUAUUUGAGCUUUGGAACAAACAUCAAAAGCAAACUGCUGCCCAAGACGAUGAUAGACACGAUUCUCAAGGUCUUUGGGGAAUUAGAUGUCAGGGUCCUCUGGAAGUUUGAAGAUGAUAAAUUGGCCGGCAAGUCGAGCAACGUGAUGAUUAACAAGUGGCUCUCCCAACAAGACGUUUUAGCCCACAAAAACUGCCGUCUGUUUAUCAGUCACGGCGGCCGUCUGAGCACCCAGGAAGCGAUUUACCACGGCACUCCGCUUCUGAUCAUUCCCUUUUUCGCCGACCAGUACAUCAACGGGCAAAAAACCGUGGAAAAGGGAACAGGAUUGAAACUGCACUACCCUGACGUCAAUGACAUUUCGCUGAAAAAGGCAGUUGACACCAUUUUAGGAGACAAAACGUUUGCUGAGAAAGCGAAGAAACUGUCAGCGAUUGCGCAGGAUGUACCUGAGAGUCCUCUGGAGAGUGCCGUUUUCUGGACGGAAUACGUCAUUCGGCACAAAGGAGCGAAGCAUUUGCAGCCGGCAGGAGCAGAUCUCCACUGGUUCCAAUUAUAUUCUUUGGAUGUUCUCACGUUUUUAGAAAUGUGCGCGUGGGCAGUGAUAAUUAUUGCAAUUGUAGCAUUUAGAGCUGCCUUUAAAAAGGUUCGCGGUACGAAAAAAAUUAAAUCUAAUUGAUUAUUUCGAUUGGUUUUAGGAUUUUAUUAUGAUUAAAUAAAUAUUGAACAAUUAUUUAAUGAAGUAAAUUAUUCCUCUUAAACUAACGUGUGCAGAGGAAAUUCAUUUGGCAAAUAAUGUUAUUCUGAUCUAAUUUAAAGUAGAGCUUUGCAUAGGAAAACAAUUAAAAUCAUUUUGACUCUGCUAUUUUGCAGUCCAAGGAAUAUAUAUUAUAUAUAUAGAUUUUGAAAUUAAUAAACAAUUAAUCUGAUU